GCACCAGUUUGAGUUGAGAUUUCGAACGGAUCGGACGUGUCUCCCUCGGUCGGUCAGCUGUUGCGCGUUUUUUUCUUUUCCUUUCCUUCACACUACACAGCAGCCCGAAUUGUUUCCUGAAAAGUGUGGGGGGCGCCGCGGGUGAUUUCGCGGAGGAAAAAGGUGUUUUUUUCGAGCUCUAGUGUGUGAGUGCGAGUGAGAGAGAGAGGGCAAGUGUGGAAAAUAUUUUUUCUUCGAUGAAAAAAAGUCGGUGACUGGGCGAAAAAGAAAAGAGAGAAAAACCUGUGUGUGUGGGGAAAAUCUUGCAUAAGCUUUUCGUCCUUUUUUGAGGGCGCUGUCGAUCCAGAUUCCAGCGCACCCAGGAGCAGUGUCCACCCCGGACGCGGACGGAUUCGCGAACGCACACACACGAUCGUCAAAGUCGUCGCGAGUGUGAUUUCGAAAUCGAGAUGCUGUGAAAGGAGGAGAAAAAUCUGGAUUAAACAGGUGACUGAGGCUGGAGCACGACCGAGAAGAGAGAAGAGUUCAAAGUUUGUUGUGAACGUGUCCUUUUCGAAUCUGCACACAACAAGAAGAAUAAAUAAAGAAGCAACACAAGUUGAUUGAAGUGAAAAUAAUAGCAAAGUGCAAGUGGUCGGUUGGUCGAGGCACACAAAAGAAGUGUGAUUUGAACUUUCUCGCCAAUUUGACACGCGCGCCUUCAGCCACAAUCAAUAGAAAGAAAGGAAUCAAAAUAAAUUGUGUUACAGAAGAGGAAAAAAAACUACAAUUAUCCUAUCGGAAACGGUUGUUUUUGUCGGCGCAGAAAAAAAAGUAGCUCAGUGGAGAAGCGCGAGAGCCAGUUUUGCUUGAUGAGUUGUUGUAGGUGAAGAGAUUUGGAGUGGUGAAGGAGUGAAGAAGGGGAAGAAGUAGGAGAAGAAGAAGAAAACAGACUAGUGGAUUAUCUUCCGGAGGAAAAGAAGCAGGAACACCGAAGACGACGGCUCAACGUAGUGGCAGCAGCAGCAGCGGCGGAGCGAACCCACUCCGCACCCAGCUUGCGCCAAGAUGGGUGACGUUGAUCCGGAAACGCUGCUAGAAUGGCUCUCAAUGGGCCAGGGGGACGAGCGGGACAUGCAGCUGAUUGCGCUCGAGCAACUCUGCAUGCUGCUGCUCAUGAGCGACAACGUGGACCGGUGCUUCGAAAGUUGUCCCCCGCGGACGUUUCUGCCGGCUCUGUGUAAAAUCUUCCUGGACGAGCUCGCGCCGGAGAACGUGCUGGAAGUGACGGCCCGUGCCAUCACGUACUACCUGGAUGUGUCCUCGGAGUGUACGCGGCGCAUCGUGGCCAUCGAUGGUGCUAUCAAGGCGAUCUGCAACAGGCUCGUGGUGGCCGACCUGGAGAGCCGUACGAGUCGGGACCUGGCGGAACAGUGCAUCAAAGUGUUGGAACUGAUUUGCACCCGCGAGGCCGGAGCCGUCUUCGAGGGUGGUGGACUGAACUGCGUGCUGUCCUUUAUCCGCGACAACGGAUCCCAGAUCCACAAGGACACACUGCACUCGGCGAUGGCCGUCGUGUCGAGGCUUUGUACCAAGGUUGAACCCCAGGGUGCGAACGUGCAGACCUGUGUCGAGAGCCUUAGUACGCUGCUUCAACACGAAGAUCCGCUGGUGGCCGAUGGCGCGUUGAAGUGCUUUGCCUCGGUCGCGGACAGGUUCACCCGGAAGGGCGUUGACCCGCGGCCAUUGGCCGAGUACGGUCUGGUCACGGAACUGCUCAACAGGCUAAGCAACGCUGCAGGGCCAGCAGGUCCCGUCCCGGCGGCCAGUUCCGAAGCGAGCGGUGCAGCAGCCAGCGGAGGCAGCCAAUCCAAUAGUCAGGAAGCUGCCUCGACAACCACCACGACGACGACGACAGUUCAGCUGUCCUCGUCGGCUCCCAAGACCCAGGGUGCGGCCGAAGCAGGUCGAUCGAGUCAGUCCAUUGCCACGACCAUAUCACUUCUGUCCACGCUGUGUCGGGGUUCACCGUCCAUCACACACUCCCUGCUACGGUCCAAACUGGCCGAGGCCAUGGAACGGGCCUUCAAAGGCGACGAACGGUGCGUCCUCGACUGCAUGAGGCUAGCCGAUCUCAUUCUGUUGCUGCUGUUCGAGGGCCGGCAAGCGCUUGGCCGAGUCGGCGGUUCCAGUGGACAGUUGGCACCUCGCGUUCGACGGGCAGAUUCCAGCACGGAACGAACGCACCGACAGCUCAUCGACUGCAUCCGCAGCAAGGACACGGAAGCCCUCAUCGAAGCCAUCGAAUCCGGCGGAAUCGACGUCAACUGUAUGGACGACGUUGGCCAAACGCUGCUCAACUGGGCCUCGGCUUUCGGUACUCUAGAAAUGGUAGAAUUCCUAUGUGAUAAAGGUGCUGACGUCAACAAGGGCCAGCGAAGUUCCUCUCUGCAUUACGCGGCCUGUUUUGGCCGGCCCGGCAUUGCCAAAGUGCUGCUCAAACACGGUGCCAAUCCGGACCUGCGGGACGAAGACGGCAAAACUCCGCUGGACAAGGCACGCGAACGACCGGACGAAGGUCAUCGCGAGGUCGCCUCGAUUCUGCAGUCCCCAGGCGAGUGGAUGACGGCCGCGACCCGGUCCGAACUGCUCAAGAGCGAGGGCUCGGAAGAGGGCGGCGACGCGGAACCCCGAGGAGAUCCCGAGAUGGCCCCGGUCUAUCUCAAGUUCUUUCUGCCCAUCUUCUGCAAGACGUUCCAAAGCACAAUGCUGGCCAGCGUUCGGCGGUCUAGUUUAGGUCUCAUUAAGAAAAUGAUCCAGUACGUGCAGCCGGAGAUGCUGUCCAGGCUAUGCUCGUCCGAGGGUCUUCAAAGUCACGAGCAAAGCUUGGGAACGCUACUAGUCGAAGUCGUCGCCAGUGUCCUAGACAACGAGAUUAGCUACAGCUGGCCGUCACUGCCCGCGUCGUCACCAUCGUCAACGCCAAUAUUUGGCCCUCUACCGGCACCGCCGCCGCCACCUCCUCCCCCAUCGAUGCUGCCCAUAACUGUGUCCACUCCGCCGGUUGUUAGCAUACUCGGGUCUCGGCUGGGUUACGCCGAACGCGUCAGCAAAUAUGUCCAGAACCUGCGCCAGCAGAACCAGAACUCGAAUCGACCUGCCUCAACGACGACGACGACAUCAUCCAAGACGACGGCAGUCGUCCGCCGUAACUCUAGUUCUUACAUAAUUCCUCCCCCGCCGCCAAUGUUGCCAGCUUCGUCGUCGUCGUCGUCGUCUUCUUGGAUUAAGGUGCCCUGUCCCAUGUCCACCGCCAUCAACGGUUUCGUGAGGACCGGGGGCAAAAGCAAUAACAACAACAGCGUCGUCACACCGUCGGCAGCAACAAACAAUAGUCGAAGCAAUUGGUCCGAUCUGAGCAUUGCGGACGACGAGGAUGGCCACCUGGUGGUGCUCACGAUCAUCGAGGAACUCAUGUCAAAGACGCAGAACGACUUCCUGGACCACUUUGCCCGGCUCGGCGUCUUCUCCAAGGUGCAAGCCCUGAUGGGAGACAGCGGAACCGGCUUCGGCUCGGCAUCCGGCGCCGGAGGUGGCGAAGGAGGCGACAACACGGUCAUCAAGUCGUCCUCGACAUCGUCGUCCGAGGAAGUCGCUCCGAAGGCGGUCCUCGCGGUUCCACCGACGCCAUCACCCCCAGCCACCACCAACACCACUGGAGGUGACCAGGCCGGACCGAUUCCACCGCCGGCAGUUCCGGUCCCUGUUGCAGCGGCAGGUGUGACGACGGCCACCGUCGAGGACGCCAAAGAGAUCCUGCCCGGAAAGGCGUACCACUGGCGGGAUUGGAGCAUUUGCCGAGGUCGGGACUGUCUGUACGUGUGGUCCGAUUCGGCCGCCCUCGAGCUGUCCAACGGCUCGAACGGGUGGUUCCGGUUCAUCCUGGACGGCAAACUGGCCACCAUGUACUCGAGCGGAAGUCCGGAGAACGGCAGCGACAGCUCAGGCAAGGGAAGGACGGAUUCCUUGGCUGGCGAAGAAAACCGCGGCGAAUUCCUGGAGAAGUUGCAGCGAGCGCGUGGCGCCGUCCGGCAGGGCACCGUCUCGCAGCCGAUUCUGUCCACGCCCAGCCUGUCGCGGAUCGUCGUCGGCAACUGGGUGCUGCAGAGUCAGAAGGAACACCAGCUACAUAUCAACAACUCCGAGGGUCACCAGGUGACGAUUCUGCAGGACGAACUGCCCGGGUUCAUCUUUGAGAGUAACCGCGGAACGAAGCACACGUUUACGGCGGAGACGACGCUGGGGCCGGACUUUGCCGCCGGCUGGAUCAACACGAAGAAGAAGAAGAUGCGCUCGAAGGCCGAAGCGCAAAAGUAUCAGGUGAAGAACAUUGCGCGGGAUUUGUACAAUCGGUACUUUAAGGCGGCGCAGGCGGUUCCGCGGGGUGCGGUGGCCAAGUUGUGCGCGAUUGUGCGGUUGAUUGAGAGUGCCCUGGAGGAACAGUGCGCGCCGAAGCCGCUGCAGCAGCGAAUCUCGCCGACGAGCUCGACCUGGCAGGAGAAGCUACAUAAUGCGUUGAAUGAUUUGGUGCAGCUGCUCAACGAGGACGGAGUCAUCUCGGCGUACGAAAUGCACAGCUCUGGGUUGGUUCAGGCGCUGGUGGCCGUGUUGUCGCGGAACUUUUGGGAACUCGGCAUGAAUAGGAGUAAGGCCAACAAGUACCAGAAGCAGCGAAUUUCCAUCUUCAAGAAGUGCAUGUACGGAGACUCGAAGAACGGCAAGAAUACGGCGAAUAUUCUGGUCCAGAAGUUGGUUGCCGUGCUGGAGAGUAUCGAAAAGUUGCCGGUCUACAUGUACGACUCGCCAGGGGGAAGUUAUGGACUGCAGAUUUUGACGAAGCGACUAAGCUUCCGGUUGGAACGAGCGGCCUGCGAGCAGACGUUGUUUGACCGGACGGGACGAAACCUCAAGAUGGAACCGCUGGCCACGGUUGGUCAACUGAACAAGUACUUGCUCAAGAUGGUGGCCAAGCAGUGGUACGACAUGGAACGGACCUCGUUCCUGUAUCUGAAGAAGCUCAAGGAGGCCAAAUCCGGGCCGGCAGCUCAGUUCAAACAUCAGCAUGAUUUCGACGAGAACGGAAUCAUCUACUACGUUGGAACGAACGGCAAGUCAACGGAGUGGGUCAACCCGGCCCAGUACGGCCUAGUAACGGUGACCAGCAGCGAAGGUAAGCAACUUCCGUACGGCAAACUGGAGGACAUCCUGUCCCGAGACAGCGUCAGCGUAAAUUGUCACACCAAGGACAACAAAAAAUCGUGGUUCGCGAUCGACCUCGGAAUGUUCAUCGUCCCGACGGCGUACACUCUGCGUCAUGCACGCGGCUACGGCCGAUCUGCCCUGCGCAACUGGAUGUUCCAAAUGUCCAAGGACGGCGUCAACUGGGUCACCAUGUUGACGCACUCGGAUGAUAAGAGUCUGGCGGAACCCGGCAGCACCUGCACUUGGCCACUGGAAUGUUCCGCUGACGAGCAGCAAGGAUUCCGUCACGUGAGGAUCCACCAAAACGGACGUAACGCCUCCGGCCAAACACACUACCUUAGCCUGAGUGGGUUCGAGAUCUACGGCAAGGUCGUGUCCGUCUGUGAGGACAUGGGAAAGGCUGCGGCCAAGGAGAACGAAGCGAAGCUGCGUAAGGAACGCCGACAGAUCCGGGCUCAGCUUAAGUACAUCACCCAGGGGGCGCGUGUAAUUCGCGGUGUCGAUUGGCACUGGGACGACCAGGAUGGAGCCCACCCAGGCGAGGGAACCGUCACCGGAGAGAUUCACAACGGUUGGAUUGACGUCAAGUGGGAUCACGGCCUACGGAACUCGUACCGCAUGGGCGCGGAAGGAAAGUACGACCUCAAGCUGGCCAACAGCGAAGGGUUGACCGCACCGUACGACAUGAACAACUCCGGCUCGGGAAUGGUCCCGCUGAGUGGCGCAGGAACCGUCUCAUCCGCCAAGAAGGUCUACGACAAGUCACUGAACGUGCUCACCAGUCGCAAGUCGAGCUCAACUCCGAGCCUGCCGGAAGCCACGGAGAACAAAUCCGCUUCGGUAGCAUCGACCGAACAGGCCACCUCCGUAGACAACCUUGCCUGGAAGCAGGCCGUUGAAGUCAUCGCCGAGAACGUUCUCUCGUGUGCUCGGUCCGACCUGGCCAACACCAGCGGUGGAAGCAGCUCCAACGAUCUGUCCACUCCGAACGCCAACAACAACAAUAACCUAAACAACCAGGAAGUCUCCGUUAUUGUACACUCGCUCGGUGAACGCGGCAACAUCCCGGACCUGUCCCAAAUAAACACGAGCACGUCGACUCUAGUCUCCGAUCUGGCCACCAUCACGGAAAAUCUGACCCUCUCGGACAACAUCAAGAACAACAUUGGCGCGGCGAGCGCGAGUUCCCAGUUUGUCAGCAACUUUGGCACCCAACUCGCGGCCAGUUCUUCGUCCUCUUCCUCGGAGGAGAACAACAAGGCCAACAACAUCACCGCUUACCUACCCACGAAGCUGGACGUUCUGGACAAGAUGCGCGAAGGAGUUGACAUGCUACGGAACAACACCAACAAUCUGCUCUCGUCCGAACUGCUCACCCAGUCGAACCUGCUUUCCUCGGUCAAGAUUGCCCUGCCAACGCCCGCCCCAUCAACCACCGGAGCUGCCGCCCCACCCCCGCCAGCAGGCACAAUCUUCGUGGCCAGCACCAGUACCAGCAGCACCAGCACCCUCCCGCCAAUCGCCGACGACCGGGACGUGGCCAACAACCUGCGCAACAACAUCGUAGUGGUCCCAUCAUCCGGUGGCGUCACCAAGAAGGUCCUCAACGAGCCCGCCUCCACCCCGGACGAUCGCGACGUCGCCAACAAUCUGCGCAACAACAUUGUCGUCGUCGACUCGGAGUCACCCACUGUCGCUGCUAGUUCUUCGAAGGAAGCCGUACCGGACUCCCCGUCAGCGGUCGUGGCUGCCAAUCCGAUGAGCGUGAGCGUACCCAACUUAACAAGCAACGAAAGUACCACCCCGUCCGAGUCGCAAACGCCAACCGGCCUGCUGGAGACGUUUGCGGCGAUCGCGCGUCGACGCACGUCGGGAAGUUCCGUUGCGACCCCGCCCGGUAUCGUCGGAACGUCAUCCUCCGGUAACGCAUCGAACAACGCCACACCCAACAACAACCAGCUCAGCAGCGUCACGUCCAACAUCCAGGCCAACUCGAGCUUCUUCCCGCGGGGACCCAACUCGGUGACGAGUCUGGUAAAGUUGGCCCUUUCGAGCAAUUUCCACAGCGGUCUGCUCAGCACCGCCCAAAGCUAUCCGAGUUUGUCGAGUUCGUCGAACAACGCGGCGGCCAACACGAACAACAACCCGUCGAGUGGCACCGGGGCAAACGCCAACAGUGGUUCCGGCCAGGCCGCGGCUUCGUUGCUGAAUCCGGCGCUCACGAUGAGCCUGACUUCGACGAACAGUGAUAGCGAGCAGGUUUCGUUGGAGGACUUCUUGGAGCAGUGUCGCGCUCCGACGUUGCUGGGAGAUUUGGAAGACGACGAAGACAUGGAGGAUGAGAACGACGACGAUGAGAAUGAGGACGAGUACGAGGAGGUCGGAAAUACGCUGCUUCAGGUCAUGGUUUCGCGGAACUUGCUGUCGUUCAUGGACGAAGAAACGUUGGAGAAUCGGUUGGCCGCGGCUGGCAAGCGCAAGUCUUGGGACGAUGAGUUUGUGCUGAAGAGGCAGUUCUCUGCGCUUAUCCCGGCGUUUGAUCCACGACCGGGUCGAACCAACGUCAACCAAACCAGCGAUCUGGACAUCCCGGCACCGGGUAGCUCCACGGACAACACCGCCCACCCCAGCAGUAGCAAUUCGGAACACGCUCCGCUGCCACAACCCUCGCUGGCACUGCUGCUGCGAGGUCCGAACAUCAACGGAGUCAACGACGUGGAAAUUCCCCUCUCGCAGCCCGAUUGGACCAUCUUCCGAGCCGUCCAGGAACUGAUUCUGCAAACCAACAUGACCAAACAGGACAAGUUCCGCAAGAUUUGGCAGCCGACGUACACCAUCGUGUACCGAGAGGCGUCCGCUCUGACCGGUGGCCGCGAGGACUUUAGCAGUGGCGAAGAAGGUCGAGCUACGCCCGUUCCAGUGUCGAUGUUCUCCCAGCGAAGUGGCGGAUCAACGCUUUCCCCCAGCUCUCCAAUCCCUGGAACGCCGUCGACCCCAGCUCACUGCACUGUGGAGGACGUCCUUCAACUGCUGGGCCAGCUCAACUCCAUCAACCAAAGCCUGGCCUCGUCACCCUCCAACAACGACAAGAACCUCGAAAGCAUCUCGAACGUGCUCAUCCCGGACACGUUCAUGAGUAAGAAGAUCACCAACAAGCUGCAGAAGCAGAAGUCUGCCCAAGUGGUGCGAGGACUUUAACCAGAGCUGUUCGUUGCUGUUUCCGUUCGAGACGCGCUAGCUGUACUUUAACUGCACGGCCUUUGGCGCCUCGCGGAGUAUCGUUUGGUCGCAGUCCCAGCGGGAUGUCAACCUGGAGAGGCAACGCGCUCCCGGCCUAAGUCCACGCCACGCCGACCAGCACGAGUUCCGCGUGGGUCGUCUAAAGCACGAACGUGUCAAGGUACCGCGCGGGGAGAACCUACUCGAGUGGGCCCAGCAGGUCAUGAAGCAUCACUGCAAUCGCAAGUCCGUGCUGGAGGUGGAGUUCCAGGGUGAGGAAGGAACCGGUCUGGGACCGACGUUGGAGUUUUACGCUCUUGUGGCGGCCGAACUUCAGCGAAGUGACCUCGGAAUGUGGCUGUGUGACGACGAACCGAAGCUGAUCGAGGACGAAAUUGACCUUGGGGAGGGUAGCAAACCGAUUGGAUAUUACGUGAGGCGAUCAACCGGACUGUUCCCAGCCCCGUUGCCGCAAGAGUCGGAGGUUUGUGACUUUGUGGCGAGUUACUUCUGGUUCCUGGGCGUAUUUCUGGCCAAGGUGCUUCAGGAUGGCCGACUCGUCGAUUUGCCACUGUCCAACAGUUUCCUGCAGCUGCUGUGCCACAACAAGUCCAUCUCGCGGGACGCCGGAGCUUCGUCCAAGUCCGAUGACGUGAUGAUUUCUUCGCUCAUGUCGGAGGAAAGUGAUCGCGACCUGGUCGACAAGCUGGCCAACGACGGCUGCUGGUACGAUGGCAUCCUGUCGCAGGAGAACCUCCACGAAAUCGACCCCAUUCGGUACGAAUUCCUCAAGGAGCUUCAGGAACUGGUCCAGCAGAAGCAAAACAUCGAACAGAACGACGAUCUCAGCUCGGAGGAGAAACUGCUGCAGAUCAGCGAGCUCAAGUUCAACACCAAAACGGGCAGCGUGGCGCUGGAAGACCUCGCUCUCACCUUCACCUAUCUACCGAGCUCGAAGAACUACGGUUACCAGUCGGCGGACUUGAUCCCGAACGGGGCCAACAUCGACGUCACGAUCAACAACGUCGAGGAGUACUGCAACCUGACGAUCAACUUCUGCCUGCAGGAGGGCAUCGGCAAGCAGCUGGCCGCGUUCCACCGCGGCUUCUGCGAGGUAUUCCCGCUGAACAAGCUGGCGGCGUUUACGCCGGAGGAGAUCCGGAAGAUGCUGUGCGGCGAGCAGAACCCCGAGUGGACCCGGGAGGACCUUAUGACCUACACGGAGCCGAAGCUGGGUUACACGAAGGAGAGCCCCGGUUUCCUGAGGUUCGUGAACGUACUGAUCGGAAUGAACGCGAGCGAGCGGAAGGCGUUCCUGCAGUUUACGACCGGCUGCAGCAGCCUGCCCCCGGGUGGACUGGCCAAUCUGCACCCGCGGUUGACCGUGGUCCGGAAGGUGGACGCUGGCGAGGGUUCGUACCCGUCGGUUAACACGUGCGUCCACUACCUGAAGCUGCCGGACUACCCGAACGAGGAAAUUCUGCGUGAACGGUUGCUCACCGCGACCAAGGAGAAGGGAUUCCAUCUGAAUUAAGCGAGAAUCCUUCGUGAUAAAUUAGAAAGAGAGAGCGAGAGGAGAAAGUGUCCCACUUGUUUUAUGUUGAUGACCAAAAUUACGAUGCUGAACACUCAAACUCUUGAACUUAGAUUGAUUGAAAUCCUCCCAUUCUACACACAUAAUCCACAAUUGAUGAUUGGAAAAAAUUAAAUAUUUUUAGCUAAAACAAAAAUCAAUGCACAGAAGGAUCAUCUCCUCUGAGAAAUAUAUUGCAAAAAAAAGAAGGAAAAAAUGACACGUUGACGAUUACUUAAAGUUUUCGAUUUGUUGUGGUUUUAAGUUUUAAAUCACUAAAUAAAAAAUUAAAGAAUGAUAAAACCUGGAUUUUUGAAGAAACGUGCUUAUAACCAACGCAUGUUUUCAACACACCUUAAGUUUGCUGUGAGUAAAAUGUUUAUGAAAUAUAAAAUGCCCUAGAAUUAGUUUGAGAAAUAAUAAAAAAGUGACACACACACACAACACCCCCUUCUCACGUAACACAGUUUUAAGUAGCCCGUAAUGAUUUAUCUGUAAAUAAUAUUAAAUAAAACAAAAACACGCAAAUCAUUGCUGCAAACAGAAAAAAGACCUUGGGCAGCCAACAACAAAAAAGUGCUAAGAAGCUUUCGAACCGUACAGAGCAGACAGAGUCAAAACUCGCCUAGCGAAAAUAACGGCAGAAUCAUUUAUUUUUUUGCUUAGUCUACCCAUUAAUUUCACGUUUAUUUUGAGAAAAUUUUCGACCGUACGAUAUGAUGGCAUGUAUUGGAAAUACUUCACAAUAACACAUACGCUAUUAUCAAUAAAAGUUUAUGUUGGUAAAAGAAUAAUAAAAAAAACCAAUAAAAAAAUUAAAACAGAAAAAAAUAUAUUAUAGACAAUUUACAACCACAAACCUAAAAGUACUGCUAUCAAAAACUUCAAUAUUACAUGAAUGAUUAAAAAAAAUGCAUAAAUGCGAAUUUUAAAUUCACAAAAAUGAAAUGUUAA
Molecule: messenger RNA, 10987 nt
Organism: Culex pipiens pallens (northern house mosquito)
Lineage: Eukaryota; Metazoa; Arthropoda; Insecta; Diptera; Culicidae
Gene: Ufd4
Product: E3 ubiquitin-protein ligase Ufd4
Exons: 11
Coding region: 1048-8439 (2463 amino acids)
Biological process (GO): proteasome-mediated ubiquitin-dependent protein catabolic process; anatomical structure development; protein K63-linked ubiquitination
Cellular component (GO): nuclear speck
Molecular function (GO): protein binding; metal ion binding; ubiquitin protein ligase activity
Source: RefSeq, a predicted model, not a curated record